This is a messenger RNA of Stereum hirsutum FP-91666 SS1, 1467 nucleotides long. RefSeq lists its product as uncharacterized. Gene Ontology annotation, molecular function: zinc ion binding; DNA-binding transcription factor activity, RNA polymerase II-specific. The transcript is spliced from 6 exons. NCBI's taxonomy places the organism in Eukaryota, Fungi, Basidiomycota, Agaricomycetes, Russulales, Stereaceae. The coding region runs from base 9 to 929 and encodes 306 amino acids. The record is from RefSeq and is a predicted model, not a curated record. Gene Ontology annotation, biological process: regulation of DNA-templated transcription.
CCCCCGCUAUGUAUCCCGGUGCUAUUCCCCAGCCCUCGAUGUACGAUGGCAAUUCGUUAAACACGGUGGAUUAUGGCUCCUUUAUCAAUUUUCAUGAAGAGCAACCGGAGUAUGCCUGGGAUGACAGCGCUUCCCCGAACAUGAAGACCACCAACUCCGCAUGCGGCGAUCAUUACGCUGGAGACUACUAUAACAUCAACUCCGCGAACGAACAGCAAUACGCCAUCGAUCCCUCGUCGACGUCCUACGACAAUUCCGCGUACGUGGCUUCAAGCGGAAACGUCAGCGAAUAUGGGUCUAUGCAGGAGAACUACGUUCCGACGGGAUAUGACAUGUAUGGUACUGCCCACUACGCCGAGCCUGUAACAUACGGAUAUCCUCACUCUGUCGAGUCUGCCGUCAACUAUACUUCUUACCCACCGGCUGCGAUCCCAGUGCAGGACCACCAGGAGUGCGGCACAGACUACUUUCCUCCACCACUGACUCAAGUUCCCAUUCCGCCUAUAAACCUGAUCCCAUGCCCUGCUGCAUCGUCUGAAUUCCUUCAGUAUUCUGGACGCGCCGACUACUCUUCCGCGGACCAUCCACAUCAUCGCGAGCAUCGCGAGCACCGUGUAGAACACGUUUCGGGCGAUCGCGCUCGACUCCACAUUCACGUCUCGUCUGGACCUCCAGCAUCAAGUUCCCAUACUCGCACGCGGAAGGUCACAAGGUCACCCCUUGAGCUUGCGUGCUACUUCUGUCGGGGAAGGAAGAUCGCCUGUGGAUGGCCAGAGGGUGCGGAAGUGAUGGAUCAAUCCAGAUGCUACGAAUGCUAUCGUAGAGAACAAGACUGUCGAUACCCCUCGGUGCGUGUGUCGGCCAUGCCACAUAGUCGUGUGCUGACCUCGAGGCUCAGAAGUCGCGUCGUGGACAACGAAGGAUUUUGACUGCGUUCACAUAGUCUUGUCAUCGCCCGUCGUCUUUUUCUCUUUGUCUUUCUGCUCUGGACAUUUGCGCCUUCACUUCCCUUCGCGGCAUUUAAUGUUCACUAAUGUUUUCUGCCCUUGUUCACGUCUAUCGUUCUUCGUCAAUUUGGUUUCUUUCCUCUACAGUACAGUCUUCAUCCUGUCCUCGCUGAUCUUCUUUCUCGGCCAUCCUCUUGCUCUGCCGAAAACACGCUUUCUACAUUACUCGCCAUCUCACUCUCGCUUUGCCUGCAUUUCCGCUCUCUCAUUGUUUUGCCAUGUACCUAUUUUAUUGCCUUAGCUCUGUAUGAUAGCUUGCUCCUAUCCUGUGUAAGCAUUAAUAGUCAGUACCCCGGGUUGCCAUACAUAUAUGACGGGUUUUAUUGGUUAUUAUGGUGGCCAUACCGUCUCUCUUGAUGUUCCAUACGUUACAUACUACCUGCUACUGUCCUUACUAGUCCUCACUGUCUUGGGUAAUGUUCUGGGAACCAAUCCCAAACCUUUCUGUUGCACUGUUGAG